Molecule: messenger RNA, 3639 nt
Organism: Dermacentor silvarum
Lineage: Eukaryota; Metazoa; Arthropoda; Arachnida; Ixodida; Ixodidae
Product: A disintegrin and metalloproteinase with thrombospondin motifs adt-2-like
Exons: 9
Coding region: 186-1772 (528 amino acids)
Biological process (GO): proteolysis
Molecular function (GO): metalloendopeptidase activity
Source: RefSeq, a predicted model, not a curated record
UGAGUCUAUAGCGCCCGCGGAUAUAUAACAUGAGCGUAUGCAGCGAGCCAUCGAUAGGAGUCAGGGCCAAGGCUAUACACCAGUUCUGCAGCCGCUGGUGAACGUACGCUCCUCUGCUCUCGUUUCGUGUACCAUCUUUGAAACGUAGAAGAUUGCUUCAGCGAGCACUACUCGAAAAAAAGAGAAUGGCAACUAGUGAAGCACGUUCAGCCCGCCCCGUCGUCCAUUUGCCACCGAGUAUAACGUUAGCUUUGUUGGCCAUCAGCGCGGCACUGCAGUUACUUCUCUUGGAUGGAGUGUCCGCUGAUCAGGAACCAGAAAUCCCUGACGAGCACGCCCGAGUGGCCAUCAGGCCAGAAAUUCUGUCACUGCGCACCGGAGAGCGCAGGUUGUACGUGCCGCUUCGCCGCAAGCGGGCCGCGGUCGAAUCACUCGCCGGAGCUGCAGUGUCGCCGGCCAACUGCACCUUCGAAGGCAUCGUCUACGAGCAGGGUGUCAGCGGUACUGGCAGGGCGGUGGUGAUCGCGUGUCCCGGCGACAAAGAAGUGCACGCUAUGAUUAUCACGGCUCAGGGCGAGGCGAUCACCGUGGCGCCCAACCAGAACCGCGGUAGUGGCGUCACCGACGGGAGCGAAGACGAAGGAAGACACGUGGUGCGCCGUGUGCCCUCAACGUCCAAGUUGCUGACUUCUUGGAGCAAGCUGUCCACCAGAAGACGCAGAGCUACUGCUUCCAAUGAGCGUGCCAUCGAGCUGGCGGUGUUCGUGGAUGACGCUCUCAGGAAUAGAAAUCCCAACGAGAACGAGCUGCACAAGCGCCUAAUAGCCAUGCUCGAACAGAUCCAGCUUAUCCUGGAGUACAGGUCACUGGGAACACCGAUCGGGCUGGAUAUCGUCCACCUUGAAGUUCUCGACUCGAGGACUGGUCCUAGCACGGCUGGCGGUGAGAUCGACGACUACUUGGACAACUUCUGCACGUGGCAGUGCAGACGAAACCAGCAAGCGGCCAGCCAAGGACGUGGACAGUGGGACCACGCGAUACUGAUGACCGGACUCGACCUACACAGUGGCAACAACGACAACGUGAUAGGCCUGGCGUUUGUGGGAGGCAUGUGCCAGUGCCGCUUCAGCUGCACCAUCAUCCAGGCUGAGAGCUUCCAGGCGGCCCUGGAGGCGGCACACGAGAUGGGACAUAAUCUGGGUAUGGAGCAUGACGGCACCGGAAACCGAUGCGACCCGAGCCGCUUCAUCAUGUCACCUAGCACUGGCCCUGGAAAGACCAGCUGGUCCGCCUGCUCGAGACAGUACCUCGACGACUUUCUGGCGAGGCGGACGUCGUCGUGCCUGGCGUCUAAGACCAGUCGGCCAGUUGAAAAGUUGAGCGAGGACCCGCUCCCUGGCCAGGUGUUUCCGGCGGACGACCAGUGCAAGCUGGCGCUGGGGACGAAGUACAGCGCGUACACUUCGUCCAGAAGCCCCUUCAAUGACGUGUGCCAAGAACUGUGGUGCCAGGAAGGGCAGUGGGCUAGUUCGGCGCACCCCGCUUUGGAUGGUACAACCUGUGCCACUGGAAAGUACUGCCGCGAGGGCUCGUGCGUGGUGGCAGGUCAAGAUGGCGGCAACGGCGCAACGUCGAAAACGGCCACCCGAAGCACUAGGACUACCACCACCACCACCCCAAGACCGAGGCGACGCAACCCUGGCCUCUUCUUCCCUGACGUCACGAACAUUUGGGACCGCUGGUUCGGUCGCGGGAUUUCUAGGUGGUUCUGAGCGGAAAUCGUACGCUUGCGACUCAUCACGCCACGUGCCGAUGCGUAGCCGUUGACGACAGUUCCUGCGUCAUUCGGCGCGAAUAGCACCGUGUGUAGCAUGGAAGCCCAUUGUUACCAGGCGGGUUUGUAGUGUAGCACAUGGAUAGCGGAAUUACGUGCUUAUACGGAUAGCGAGUCAACAACGGCAUUUUCGGUCUGUCGCUUUCGAUAGUAUCGCUUUCAGUUGACACUGAUUGAAGCCAUGCCGCGCACAUAAUUCCCGUCGUUCGGCAUAGCGCCACGUCGCGCAAGAGUUCAAUAGAGCCGUUAACCAGAGCAUCUGUAGCGGUAGUGUAGGUGGCUGCACAUGUAAGCCGGUCUUCGUACGUGCGUUGUCUCCAGUGCCGAGUGCCGGCGUGGAAGACCACUGCCGCCCUGCUUUCCCGCCGGCGCCCUCUCCCGCAGCCAGCACUCUGGGAGAGGGCGGCGAGAGAGGAGGAGCUGUCCUUCCGGAGCACUCCACCACGGCGUCUAAACCUUCGGGCGUCACAAAGCUCUCGUGCCACCGCACCUGCGUCUCCAAGAGCUAGUUCGCGUUAACGCGCCCCUCAACUCGGUUGUGAAAAAUCGCGCGCCCUUAGCAUGGUGGCCUUUUGUACUGAUAGUGAGAGUUCAACGGUGAGAAUGGGCGAAAGAGGCGAAGAAAGGUAUUCGCUUUAAAAUAUAGCACGUGUGUGCUGGACGCAGAGCACGUUUAUAUCCGUUUGCACCUUAUUGUUCAACAGGCUAGUAAGCACAUUGUUUAUUGUAAACGCAUUGUUAAGCACAUUGUUUAAGCACACUUCGGAAAGCACGUUUUAUUUUACAUGCGAGCGAAGAGCAACCACAGGGCUUCACAUUCUUCACGAGAGAUGAUGCUACCCAAUUGUACGCCACCGUGCUCCCGAGUCUGUACCGUGCAUUGAGUGCUCGUUAAAAAACCCCAGGUGGUCAAAGUUAAACCGGAGUCCCCCACUACGGCGUGCCUCAUAAUCAUACCGUGGUUUUGGCACGUAAAAGCCCAGAAUUUAAUCAAUUAAUUUAUAUGCCUGGCUAUACGUUUCAGAUGCACAGCCUACAGCUGACCAUGCCUUCUCGAUAGCGUACAGCAUCUAUCAAAACUACGCAGGUCACCUAGCGCCACCGGAGGCGUCCACGACUGCGCGCGAUUUGGCACUGGCCGACACCUCGUGGUGGGGAUUGUGGUGGCGAUGCUCUCCUGGUGAUGUGAAACGUAUGAGUGCCAUGUACAGAUAACGAAAGAGAACUCUCCUGCUAGCGUGUGUACGCAUAUUAUUGCGAAACGAUGUAUUCCGAUCAUGUUGGCCUCUUGGGCUUUAUCGUGGCCUUGUGACUAGAAUGCAAUAAAGCAUGUGCAAGAGUGAAGUCAUGAAACCCAUCGGCAUUUUUAAAGGUUUCUUCAAACGUGUCAUUUGGAUAUAAGCAGGGACCCGUGGUCUGCGGUGGCGUAUGUACCUUCGAGUUCAUGAAUUCGCCCUUUGGUUCCUUAGCCUCAAUGCGCACUAGUACAAAACAAAUUAAACACAGCAUACACCCACAUGACUUUGAGAAGUAUCGAUGCCUCUCUCACCAGCUACAGACAUUACUAGGCGGUAGCAGUCCGGGUCGGAAGAGUCGCGCUGGGCGCUCUAGAGCGAACGAAGGGAUGCUACAGGAACUCCUCUUGGAAUUCCUCGUUUCAUCCUUGCUCCAUUUUUCGAGUUGUAACUUCUGAUGGAAUGCGCUCGCACUGAGAGAGGCACAAGGAGAGUAAGCUUAUUCCACACGUUAUCAUAAUUCCUGGAAAUGGUGUGAAAUAAAAGAUGUUACCCCCAGAUUCAGGAGUU